AGGUUUGUCAAGGGAUAGAGGGAUUUUAUUAAGUUAACUUGCACCGGCAUGUGUACGUGGUGUUCGCGGCAAAAUAUUUUCGAUGUUAAUUCCAAACGCAUGAAACCGGACGUUCUUAUGGAAAUGGGAUUAGCUAUGUUAGAUGAUGAAGAUGAACCUGUAUCUGCUGGCGACUCUCAAACUUUGGCUAACAGUCCAUAUGAUAACUCUGAAACUAGACUCCUGUGUAAUGUGAAUGAAGAAGUGAGUUCUUUUGCUGAUCCAUUUGGCGACGAUUUUACUGUCUUUCGGAGGCAGAAAUCCUCUGGACGCUCCAGAGAAGACUAUUUCCGAAUCCUCUCUGAUGAAAUUGUUCUUAGUAUAUUUAAGUGGUUACCCAAAAAGACACUCAACAGGUGCUCUCUCGUCUGCCGUAGAUGGCGAAAUAUUGCAAGAGAUGAGGCACUAUGGACACGUCUAGAUCUUGGCUCUAAAACACUCAGUCCUGGAAAUUUAGCUGACAUUGUGAAAACAGGAGUGCGUGUUCUACGUUUAGCUCAAGCUGAUAUUCCUGACCCGGUGUUUGGGGAUGAAUUAUUUCCUGAAGAUUACGUCAGCAGACUUCAAUUUCUAGAUCUCAGUAUGGCUGUCAUAUCUGUGCCAGGACUUGUGUCCCUCCUUGAAAAAACAAGACAAUUAGUCAAGCUUAGCCUUGAGCAUUGUUGUAUUAAUGAUGCUGCCUGUGAGGCAAUUUCUCAGAACUCUCAACUGGAGGUUCUUAAUUUGUCAAUGGUGUAUGAUUUGUCAACUAAUGGCUUGCGAUCCAUUAUAUCCAGGUGCCGGCGAUUGGUUGGAUUGAACUUGGGCUGGACAGGUCUCAAAACUGAAUCUUUGGAUUGCUUGAUGUCCUCCCUUCCUCCGAAUCUAAGUCAAUUAAACUUAAGUGGUUGUCGCCGUGCUUUUUCGGACAGACAUGUGGCUCAGCUGGUGAAAGCAUGCCCUAAGCUGACUGAGCUGGACAUAAGUGAUGCAACUGAGAUAUCUGCUGCAAGUAUUGACCUACUCAGUCAGCUUGGAAAUCUUGAACACCUCUCCAUCAGUCGCUGUUACAAUAUAUCCUCUUCAUCAGUUGUCCUUAAACUUGCUGUCAUUCCAUCUUUGAGAUAUCUGGACCUGUUUGGUCUAGUUGCUGAGAAAAACAUGCCAAAUUUGCGGCGCAGUCUUCCCAGCAUCAAAAUAAAUAAAUUUGUAUUCUCAAGCAUUGCAAGACCGACAGUAGGUAUAAGGAGGACUAGUAUUUGGGGACUAAGAAGCCGGGAUUGCAGAGACUAAACCCUUUUACACAUUGUAUUUUUUGCAUCUUUUCACUCCUUUUUCCUUACUUCUAGAAUCACCUUUUCUUUCUAAGAGACCGUUUGUUUUUAUUAGUUUUGUAGAAUAUGGGGUAUUUUAAAUGUUUUAUCUGGUGGAUGACAUAGUGAGCUAGCUGGGUGAUCAAACAAUUUUGUGUAAACCUAGUUCUUAACUAUUUUUCUUUGGAACCCUUUGUUUUUCUUAUUCUUUAUUUCAUUUUCAUCAUAGAUGAAGUUUUUUCUGUCACGCACUGUGACCAUUUUUUUUUACCAUCUAAAAGUGGUAGUACUGUGAUGUAAGAACAUUCUUAGAAUAGUUGGUAGCUUCAUAUCAUGUUUUGCUACUGUUUCAGUCUGACUUUGAACAGCAUGAAGUCAAGAAAAUUUGCUCUGUUCUGCACUAGAAGUUGUGCAUUUUGAUUUACGUUGAUAUCUUUAUCAUUUAAAAUGAAUUUUCAUUCCAUCUUGACUGAUGCUAGUUGUUUAAUAGUCAUUUAAUUUUUGCAAUGUAUAUUUUUAUUUUCUUGGUUGAGGAGCUCCAUAAGUGCCUUGUGAAGAGAAAGUAAAUUGAUGCUUUCCUAGACUUUAGUAAGUUAAGACGGAAGAUCUCAUUCAAUAUGAAUUUGCUGCAAUCAGCAUUCUAUAAUUUUGAUUCCAAUUGGCCAAUUUGUUAACCAAUUCUUUUUGCUAGCAAGUGCGAUGUUCCAUAAUGCACUAUAAGUGUUUUGCAACUCCUGAGUACAAUCAAUGUAUUCACCAACUCCUGGACCAUGUCAUUGUUGUUGUUAUAUCAUAUUGCUUUCUUUACUGUUUUUGGCAUAUUGAAUCUUAAAAUAUCUUAAAUUGUAUCAUUUAGUUAUUUGCAAUUCUGGUGAACAUUUAGAUAAUCACAUUUGAAAGGAGAGCAUUGCUCAUGUGUAGGAAAUUUCUGUUACUGCUCAAAAAUCUUUAGUACAAACUGUUAGUAAUAAAAAUUUCCUGUGCAAUAGCAAGGUCAUUGCACAACUUUUCUGAAAAAAAAUUGUGAUAUUUGUAAGUUAAAGUCCAAUGCCUUUGGGCAACACACUGCCAUGUAGAAUAAAUGUUAUGUUAUUCA
Frankliniella occidentalis (western flower thrips) is the source of this 2427-nucleotide messenger RNA. RefSeq names its product S-phase kinase-associated protein 2 (gene Skp2). The transcript is spliced from 9 exons. Bases 49 to 1311 code for a protein of 420 amino acids. The record is from RefSeq and is a predicted model, not a curated record. Gene Ontology annotation, biological process: SCF-dependent proteasomal ubiquitin-dependent protein catabolic process. Lineage: Eukaryota; Metazoa; Arthropoda; Insecta; Thysanoptera; Thripidae. Gene Ontology annotation, molecular function: protein binding. Gene Ontology annotation, cellular component: SCF ubiquitin ligase complex.